AUGCUCCGCUCGUGGCUUUCCGCUGUGUGUUACACAGUGCUGAUCCUAGCCGUCUUCAACGCCGGUCACUUCGCUGCUGCAGACGAAUGGGAUACCAAAGUUGACGAGAUCAUGGCCAACUUCAGCAGCGUCGACAUUGUCGGCCAGAUGACCCAGAUCGCUGGCUACGGCUUGAUCAAUUCGACGUACCAGCUCGAUGAAGAGGCCGUCCGUGACUUCGCCAAGUAUCAUGUCGGCUCGUACCUAAGUCCUCCCAUGUCUUCAUUAGGAGAGAUCGACGGCAAGUGGGGUUGGACAACGGCUCAGAUGCAAGAUCGCCAUGGAGGAGAACGGCGGCCACCCGAUGGCACCGAUUCCGCUCACGGCAACGCACUGGUGACGGACACGGUGUUUUUCGGCCAGCAGAUCAACGGCGCCGCCACAUUUAACCCCGAUCUGCUGUACGAGCAAGGACGAAUCACUGCCCGCGAUACGCUUGCUGCUGGCAUCCCCUGGAUCUUCGAUCCUGUGCUGGACAUCAUGCACAGCCCGUUGUGGCCCCGUGUGUAUGAAACGUUCGGAGAGGACCCGCACCUGGCUUCGGUAAUGGGCGCCGCUGUUGUUCGCGGUAUUCAGAGUUACAACGAGUCGGCUGCGUGUAUGAAACACUGGAUUGCGUACGCCUGGAACCCCACCGGUCACGACAAGGACGGCGUCACGAUGUCGGACUUUGACAACUAUAUCUCCGUGAAUGGUGUACCCAUCGUGGAGAACACAAAGCUGUUGAAAACGCUUCUCCGUCAUGACCUGCAGUUCGAGGGCUUGAUGGUGACGGACUAUGGGGAGAUCAACGCUCUGCAGAACUUCCACCGUACGGCGCGUACUGAGAACGAAGCCACCAAGUUCUCGCUUGAGCGUACGUCGAUCGAUAUGAGUAUGGUGGCCUCGGAUUUGUCCUUCACUAACGGCACGAACAAGUUGCUGGAGGAAGAUCCAGAAAUCUUGGAUCGCCUGAAAGAGUCUGUACGCCGCGUCAUCAAGCUCAAGCUCAAGCUUGGUUUAUACGAUAACCCGAUGUCUGGUGAGGAAUAUCUCGACAUGGUCGGUAACGAUGACGAUGUGGCUGCCGCUCUGGAUGGUGCCCGUGAAUCGAUUGUACUGCUACAGAACAACGACAGCACAUUGCCCCUUGCGAAGGACGCGUCAGUCUUCCUGACUGGUCCCAUCGCUCACGACAUGGAACGCCAGUGUGGUGGCUGGACUCUGCAAGUGCAAGGUGUGUCCGGUAACGAUAUGUUCUCGCACGGAGUGUCGGUCAAGCAAGGUCUGGAGGCGAUUGCCGGUAAUGGCUCGAUCACUUACUUUAACGGUUUGAACAUCACCGGCAACUACCCGGACAGCGACUUGGCUAUUGCCAAACAGUACGCAGCUAAGGCGGAGUACACGGUUGCUGUCAUUGGAGCUCGCGUCGACUGGUACUAA
Phytophthora nicotianae INRA-310 is the source of this 1461-nucleotide messenger RNA. RefSeq lists its product as hypothetical. The transcript is spliced from 4 exons. Gene Ontology annotation, biological process: glucan catabolic process. The record is from RefSeq and is a predicted model, not a curated record. The coding region runs from base 1 to 1461 and encodes 486 amino acids. NCBI's taxonomy places the organism in Eukaryota, Oomycota, Peronosporomycetes, Peronosporales, Peronosporaceae. Gene Ontology annotation, molecular function: beta-glucosidase activity.